Messenger RNA from Papaver somniferum (opium poppy), 873 nucleotides. Its product is annotated as protein trichome birefringence-like 2. Gene Ontology annotation, cellular component: Golgi apparatus. NCBI's taxonomy places the organism in Eukaryota, Viridiplantae, Streptophyta, Magnoliopsida, Ranunculales, Papaveraceae. The coding region runs from base 1 to 873 and encodes 290 amino acids. Gene Ontology annotation, molecular function: O-acetyltransferase activity. The record is from RefSeq and is a predicted model, not a curated record. The transcript is spliced from 2 exons.
AUGAAGCUUAGUAUUUGGGACAUGUUAUCUACAUGGCCGCACCAUGGUGGGAAAAAGAAAGCUGCAUCAGUACUUCUUGGCUUCGGUUUUUUUCUUGGAACUGCCGUACUUGUUCUUACAGUUAGUAGCUUCAUGUUCCCAUCUAUUUUUCCUUCACCAAGUAAUCCUUUGCUUAAAGACAAUCUCGAUAGAUACUAUCUCAAAUUUGGAUCUCCCCAUUGGCAUCACUUCCCGAGUAGUACAACUUCUAAUACUCCGGCAAAAGAUCCCUCUACCUUGAAUAAUCAAACCGAAACGUCUCCUACGAGAAACAGUACUGAAAAUUCAAGUGCUGAUACCGGGGAGAAUUUCGUUUCAACUACAACUGCUCCGGCAGGGAACUCCAGUGCAGGAAAUGUUUCUGAAAACUCAAAUAUUGAUGUUGCGGGAAAAUUGGUAGAUACCGUGGAGGAGUCUGUUCCUCCGAACUCAACUAAUUUUUCUAGUGAUUGUGAUAUUUUUGAGGGGGAAUGGGUAAUGGUGAAAGAUCGGAAACAGUAUUAUGCUCCGGGUUCUUGUCCUUACCUUGAAGGACAAGCUUUUGAUUGUCAUGGUAAUGAAAGACUUGACGAUGAGUACAUUAAUUGGCAAUGGCAGUGGCAGUCUCACCCAAGAAAUGCAGGUUGCAAGAACAAUAUUAUACCCAGCUUCCUCAAUGCAACCGAUUUCCUAGAGAGAAUGAGAGGAAAGAAAUUGGUUUUUGCAGGAGAUUCUUUGAAUAGGAAUAUGUACAUGUCUAUGGUGUGCAUACUCUGGAGCGCAAUUCCGGACAAGAGCAGAGUUGUUAGGCCAUCUGGAGAUUUCACUACAAUAUACAAGGCAAGCUUUGUAUAA